GUCUUACCGGUCCAAAUGUCGAAGCGAUGUCGCGGAGGGUCGGCGGGAAACAAGUUCCGGAUGUCUCUGGGUCUUCCGGUUACGGCGACUGUUAACUGCGCGAACAAUACCGGAGCGAAAAAUCUCUACAUCAUAUCAGUGAAAGGGAUCAAGGGUCGUCUCAACAGAUUGCCCUCUGCUUGUGUUGGUGACAUGGUGAUGGCCACCGUCAAGAAAGGGAAGCCCGAUCUCAGGAAGAAGGUCAUGCCUGCUGUCAUUGUCAGGCAGCACAAACCUUGGCGCCGAAAGGAUGGUGUCUUCAUGUACUUUGAAGAUAAUGCUGGAGUUAUAGUGAACCCCAAGGGAGAAGUGAAAGGAUCAGCUAUCACUGGUCCAAUUGGAAAGGAGUGUGCAGAUCUGUGGCCUAGGAUUGCUAGUGCCGCCAAUGCCAUCGUUUAAGAGUCUAGUCUCGGCCUUAAUUUGCAAAAAUGGAUUUAAUGACUAUCAAAUUUUGA
This is a messenger RNA of Macadamia integrifolia, 494 nucleotides long. RefSeq names its product 60S ribosomal protein L23-like. Gene Ontology annotation, cellular component: ribosome; cytosolic large ribosomal subunit. Lineage: Eukaryota; Viridiplantae; Streptophyta; Magnoliopsida; Proteales; Proteaceae. The record is from RefSeq and is a predicted model, not a curated record. The transcript has a single exon. The coding region runs from base 16 to 438 and encodes 140 amino acids. Gene Ontology annotation, biological process: translation. Gene Ontology annotation, molecular function: structural constituent of ribosome; large ribosomal subunit rRNA binding.